GAUGAACUGGCCUCCGAUGUAGAGAGCCAGCUAAAAACAAAAGCCAAGGACUUUAUUUCAUAUUCACUAGCUGUAGAUGAGAGUACAGACAGGACGGACACAGCCCAGCUGUCCAUAUUCAUCCGCGGGGUUGACAGUCAGCUGUCCGUCACUGAGGAACUUUUAGACGUGAAACCGAUUCACGGGACAACAACGGGAAAGGAUAUUUUCACCCAAGUGGAGCAGAGCGUGAACAAGAUGGAGCUACCCUGGAGUAAACUUGUUGGACUGACAACGGAUGGUGCACCGGCGAUGUGCGGGGAAGUUCGGGGUUUGGUCGGUUUGACCCGAAAGGCGAUGGGGGACACAGGAGAAAACUUGGUAGUUUACCACUGCAUCAUCCACCAAGAAGCCCUCUGCGGUAAGGUGUUGGGCAUGGAACAUGUCAUGACUGUUGUGACUAAAACUGUGAACUUUAUUCGUGCACGGGGCUUGAAUCAUCGGCAGUUUAGGGCUCUUUUAGAGGAGGAGAACUCCGUGCAAGAGGAUCUGCCCUAUCACACAGAGGUGCGCUGGUUGAGUCGGGGGAAAGUGCUGAGGAGGUUUUACGACACCCGCACUGAGAUCGCUCGUUUCAUGGAAAGCAAACAGAGGCCCGUCCCCGAGCUUGAGAAUGAAAAGUGGCUGGGCGACUUGGCGUUUAUGUGUGACAUUACUGAGCACCUCAAUUCACUGAAUGUGAAACUCCAGGGAAGAAAGCAGCUGAUCACAGAGAUGUGGGACUCCGUGAAGGCAUUUGAACUGAAACUGCGUCUGUGGGAGGGGCAGAUGCGUAGAGGUAAUUUGACCCACUUUCCUACCUGUCAAACAAUAAGCGCCACCGUCACCAUUCCACGCCCGACCCAAGUGUAUGCUGACAAACUGAACACACUCAAAGAGGAAUUCAGCAGGAGGUUUGCUGAUUUUGAAUCACAGAAAUUCAACAUUGACCUGUUCGCAAAUCCUUUUGCAAUUGAUGUCGACACUGCCCCUGAGCACCUGCAAUUGGAACUCAUUGAACUGCAAUGUAACAGCGCUCUGAAGACCCAGUACCAGUCAGUCGGGGCUGCUGAGUUUGCACCUCUCCUCCCUGAAUCUGUGCCAGAGUUGCGUCUUCAUGCUGCAAACAUCAUGUCCAUGUUCGGGAGCACUUACUCGUGCGAACAGAUGUUCUCUAUAAUGAACUUGAAUAAGACAUCCCACAGAUCCCGGAUCACUGACCAGCAUCUGACGUCGGUAUUGAAAGUGGCCACAGCAAAGGACAUUAAGCCUAGAAUAGAUAAGAUCAUCUGUAAGAAAAGGUGCAGAGUGUCUGGUAAAAGUUAAACUACAAUGCAUUUCAGAUAGGCCUUGUUGCACUGACUAUUUUGUGUUAUCACAGAAAACAUUUGUUGUGUUGAAAGAUACAGUAGUAGUCCUAAUGGUUUUGUUUAAUUGUGAACUAUUUUGUUAUAAACUGAACCUACUGUAGGCUAGACUGCUAAUGUAGUUUGUUUAA
Messenger RNA from Notothenia coriiceps (black rockcod), 1516 nucleotides. RefSeq names its product general transcription factor II-I repeat domain-containing protein 2A. The annotation marks the transcript as partial. The record is from RefSeq and is a predicted model, not a curated record. Lineage: Eukaryota; Metazoa; Chordata; Actinopteri; Perciformes; Nototheniidae. The transcript has a single exon.